This is a messenger RNA of Anopheles marshallii, 1242 nucleotides long. RefSeq names its product dynein regulatory complex protein 10-like. Bases 1 to 1242 code for a protein of 413 amino acids. The transcript is spliced from 5 exons. Lineage: Eukaryota; Metazoa; Arthropoda; Insecta; Diptera; Culicidae. The record is from RefSeq and is a predicted model, not a curated record.
AUGGGAGACAGCUUUGAAGCGGUCUGUGCCGGUGAUUCCGAGGAGGAUGUGGCCGCCGUCAAGGCAAUGGUGGAGAAGAUAACGUCAGAAAUAAUGGCACACGGCGAGGAGGAGUACGAUUCGUACGAUCCGGAAAGUUUGCAGAAGGUCGAAUUCAACAUUCAGAUCAACCGGGUAGGAAUGAUACUGGGGGAAUUGACCCAAACGCUGGAGGUACUGUUCUGCCUGCCGAUAAUCUGUCACAACGAAGCCCUGCUGGAUGUUUGCUUCGAGGAGGAUGAUAAGAAUGUGAUAAAGUUUCUCAGUCAGUACAUUGCCUCCAAUGCAUCGGCGUCGAUGUCCAAGGAUGAUAUUGAUGUUGAGCAGUUAACCGUGCCUGCAGGACAACUAAUUGAACUGGCGUCCCUUCUCGCGAAAAAGGAACUCCACGCGGCAACGGUUGGACAUGUGAAGCAGCUCCCGGGUGUUUAUCGACGCUUUCUUUCAAACAUUCGCGAAUUCCGCAAGUUUACGAUCAACAAGAUGAAGCUGACGGCACAGAAAGAUCUGGCCAAGGAGAAGAUUCUGCACCGGCUGUGGACGCGCAACGAGCGUAACAAGAAGGAAAUCCGUAAGAUCGAGGACAUCCUUGUGAUGAAGAAGGAAAAGCUGGAGGAAUCCGUGCAGGAGAAGUACGCAGUAAUCGAGCGGUACCGCAAGGAGCUGGAAGAACUGGGAGAGAAUUCUCGUGAUAAUAUUAUAAAAUUUAUGGAUGAUUCCGAUCGGCAGAUGUUCCACUACUUCGAGAGAAGUGAUCUGCGGUACGAGAAUUUGCUCGAGGAAGCGGCAGGCACGCUUAAGUGCUACCAGCAGCAACUGCAGGAAGAUUUGACGGUGGAGAAAACGAAUCGAUUGAAGAAGCUGAAGCUUACCAAUCAGUUGCAGUUGUGGCUGCACAAGUACGAUAAGGAUGCGGGUGAGCGGACACACGAGCUGAAGGAGCUGGUGACGAAGUUGAACACCCGCCAGCAGGAGUAUAACCGUUGGAAGAAUAACAUUUUCGACCCGCAGGAGAAAAAGUACUUUGAUGCGAUGGAAGAAAAGCGACAGAUCGAGAUUCGUGAGCAGGAGGAACGGAUCGAAGCGUUCAUGAUGAACCGGGCAGCGAAGGUACUGCAACGUUGCUGGCGUUCAGUUGCGGAGCGAAAGCGCAAAAUGCGCGGUAAAGGUCGCGGACGCAAAGGAAAGGGAAAGCGAAAGUGA